AUGGAUUAAUAAACAGAGUAAGACAAACUUGAAUCGAUAGCUACUCCAGGAGUAUUAGAUAAAUAUUAAAAUGCAGGCAAGAUUACAAAUAUUGUUCUUGAAAAAGUGAUUGCUAAAUUAUAACCAGAUGCUGAUAUUGCUUCAAUUUGUGCCUUUGGUGACUAAGAAAUCAAUGGAGAAUUACAAAAAGUGUAUAACAAGAAAGGAAUUGAAAAAGGCUUAGCAUUCCCAACAACAAUUUCUGUAAAUUAAGUUUGCGGUCAUUAUUCUCCAUUAAAGAGUGAAUCCAGUAAGCUUGUCAAGGGUGAUGUAGCCAAAAUUGAAUUGGGAGUUCAUAUUGAUGGGUAUAUUGCCAUUGCAGCACACACAGUUGUCGUAGGUGAAGAUCAAGUUGAAGGCUAAAAGGCAGAUGUCAUAUUGGCAGCUUAUUAAUCAGUCUAAGCUUUAUUCAGAUCAAUAAAACCAGGAGUCACUAAUACAGCUUUGACUAAAAUUAUCUAAUAAGUAGCAGAUGAUCACAAAUGCACACCAUUAGAAGGUGUUUUGAGUCAUGAGGUUAAGAGACACUUCAUUGAUGGAAACAAAGUCAUAAUCAAUAGAGAAACACAAGAAUAAAGAGUCGAUGAGGAAGAAAUUCAAGUCAACGAUGUUUUUGUGUUAGAUGUAUAUAUCACAACAGGAGAUGGAAAGACCAAAGAAUCUGAAUUAAGAACCACAGUUUACAAAAGAGCUUUGGAUAGACAAUAUCAAUUAAAGACUAAACAUGGAAGAGCAUUCAUGUAAGAAGUAUAUGACAAAUACCCAUCUUUGUGCUUCUCAUUGAGAGCAUUUGAAGAUGAAAUCACAGCUAAGAUGGCUAUCUAAGAAUGUGCUAAACAUGAAUUAUUAAACCCAUAUCCAGUUUUAACCAGUCAAAAUGGCAUUGUAGCAUAAUUCACAAUAACUGUUGCUGUCUUAGCCAACAGCACUCUUUAAGUUUCUGGACUCAAAUUAGAUGAAACCAAAUUCAAACCUGCUCAUGAUCUUAAUGAUGCAGCACUUAAAGAAUUAUUAAAGUUACCUAUGGACAAGGAUUCCCAAAAAAAAAGACAUUUAGAGUAAAAACAAAAAGCUUGAUGAUAUAUAUAUCAAUAGUAAUAUAGGUAUAUUAGUAUUAUAUUAUCUCA
Molecule: messenger RNA, 1166 nt
Organism: Paramecium tetraurelia
Lineage: Eukaryota; Ciliophora; Oligohymenophorea; Peniculida; Parameciidae
Exons: 5
Source: RefSeq, a predicted model, not a curated record